Purpureocillium takamizusanense is the source of this 2256-nucleotide messenger RNA. RefSeq lists its product as uncharacterized. The transcript has 2 exons. Bases 167 to 2227 code for a protein of 686 amino acids. The record is from RefSeq and is a predicted model, not a curated record. NCBI's taxonomy places the organism in Eukaryota, Fungi, Ascomycota, Sordariomycetes, Hypocreales, Ophiocordycipitaceae.
CAAGGGUAACGCACGCAAAACGCAAAAAACGCCAGAGCACAGUCACACAGCUACACAGACGCAGACGCACCCUCACACUCACGCGCUCAAACUGGCACUCACUCACACUCACACACACACACACCCCGUUGCCGCCGCCACUGCCAACCCCCGCCGCCGCUAGUAAAUGGCUGCUGGCUUUGACUUGUUGGCGGCCAACGACGACGCGGGCCCCAUACGACUAUAUGACGAUGUCGCAGCCGCCGCCUCGCCCGUCGUCGACCUGACUGCCGAGGUCGCCACUGCAACGGCCACUGCUGGUGCUGGUGCUGCUGCUUCUACUGUCACUGCCCCCGCCGCCACGCGAGACCCCCGACGAGGUCGACGGACGGCAGGUACAGAUCCAGGUCCGGGUCCAGGCCCAGGUCCCGCCUCAGGCUCAGCAAGCAAAAGGCCAAGAGAAGCAGGCGCCGCCAGUUUCCUUCAGCCGACGACGGCGAGCGGCGGGACGACCAUCGACGACGACCACGACGACGACAACCACCACUACUACCACCAACAACCCCACGACGACGCCCUGCCUGCCUCUGCUGGGAGUACUCGCAUGCCUCACGCGGCAGCUCCCCUCGUCGACGACACACCGGCUGGCCCCGCCGGCGACAUCGUGCACCAAGGCAGCGAUAGGCCGCCGACGGGACACGUCCCGCCCGGUGCGGCUCAGAGCCACGACGCCGUCCAGGACAUAGAGCCCGCUCCCGGGCAGCCUCAGCGAAUCGCGGCUCGGGACGGACCAGCAACAGUCCACGCGCAUCAUCCCUCGCAUCACCGGCACGCCAUCUCGCCAGCCAUGAUAUUCUCCGACUUCUACAAGGGCCCUCGCUCCCCUUUGGCAAAGCUGCGCCAUCACCACCCUCAGCUUCCGACGCCUCCACCUACAGCGACCCCAGACUGGGGAGCCCCUGAGUACGCCGAUCUCUUGAGCAAGGAUAAGUCCAAGCAGAAAGAGGCGGUUAAACGCUACCUGGCAGACAAGGUCAAGACAGACUGGCAGUUCACGUGGCCGCCGCAUCCCCACGCGUCCAGUGCAGUUCCUUCUGGCAGCGGCCUCGACGAAGGCGGUGAUGGCCAGACAGCCACGCAAACAGACGGCGCCGGCAGUGGGGCUCAUGUUCCGGUUCAGGACGAGACCCGUGAUGAUGACGGUUAUCAGGUGGACCAAGGCUCGGACCUUGAGCAGCCACCUUCAGACGAUGGCCAGGUAGACGAGGACGAAGACGAAGACGCCAAGUCGAUGUACAGCGUGGUAUCGGAGGACGCAGUUCACUAUCGCCCUCGCAUGGAGUGGACAUCUGACCUCUCAGACGACGAAGCCCCCGCGUCGUCGGCCCACCUUCGUUUUGACGGCACCGACUCCGUUCAAUCGACCACAUCCCCCGCUGCACUCGAGAAGCGCGCCCGUAGGCGGAGGGCGCUGCGCGAGGAGAUGCAGUGGAAUGAAGGCCUGGCUUGCUUUGAGGCCCGGCGCAAUGCCUGGACCAGCGCGAGGAUCGUCAGAGUCCGAAGCAAACCUGCAAGCCCGCCGGCCACGUCUCCGCGCUCACCUCGACGAUUCUUCUUCCGCCACUCCAUGUCUGGAUCCCCGCCCAGCUCUGUCCCUAGUGCGGCUGCGACGAGCGUCGAAGGGUCUGGCACCGUGUCUGAUACCUCGUCGGUGGCCAAGGAUGCCAGCGACAAGGAAUUGAAGAGGCACCGAACACAGGGCUCGUCUGUCUCAGACAUGGCGGCCGCCAAGCUGUACCCCGUGGAGACACUGCUGCCGAUCGGCCAGCCACUGCUGCCCCCGAACAACCCGCUACGGGCCUCCAUCUCUCCAAACGUCUACAUGAGCCUCUAUGAUAAGGUCAUUCUUAACAACCUCCAGCCCGCAUGCCCCGUCAAUUUGUCUGACAUGCUGCGUUCCUGCGUGGUGGGGUGGAAGCGUGACGGAGAAUGGCCACCCAAGCCGUCCGCUCCCGACCCCAUCGCCGGUACACGUAAGAAGAAGAGGGCCCCGACGGCCGGCACCGACAGCGGCAUCAAAGGCGCCAGGCGAAUGAGCUUCGGCAUCCUGGGCCGCGAGAAGGACAGCAAGGAGGAAGACUCGCGGACUGGUAAGGGAAUCCGUCGAAGUCUUCAGAGGGCCUUGGGAUUCAACGUCGGCUCCGGCACCCACGAUAAUGCGGAGAAGGAGAAGGCCACCAGGCUGUGAUGGGAAAGCACUGCAGAAGUCGAAACAAG